AUGGACCCCUUGCUUACUGACACAUUGCCAUCAUCCCUCCCGGGAACUGUUCCUGAUGCCGGCCAGCACGUCGGGCAUCCAAUAACAUCAAAGGUGGUUCAAGCCGGGGGAUCGCCCUUCAACCACAGUUCUGGGACGUGUGCACGGAUCGCGGGAGCCCACGCCUGCAGCUUGGCUAAUCCAGUUCCGGUUGGCGUGCGGUCUAGGUCACCUCAGCUCGUCGCGAUGCUGGCUGGCUGCCGACUUUGUUGCCAUCCCCUGCCGUGGUACCGUUUGCCCAGUGCCUCCUUACCCGACGGUAUGGAUCGUGAUGCAUUCUGCAACUCGCUCGGGUCUGCGAACCCAUCUGUUGGGUUCAAGCCCUGA
Colletotrichum orchidophilum is the source of this 366-nucleotide messenger RNA. RefSeq lists its product as uncharacterized. The transcript has a single exon. Lineage: Eukaryota; Fungi; Ascomycota; Sordariomycetes; Glomerellales; Glomerellaceae. The record is from RefSeq and is a predicted model, not a curated record. The coding region runs from base 1 to 366 and encodes 121 amino acids.